AGCCAUUUUGGCUUAGGCCAGCACGGUUCAAAAGAGGCGCACAGAGAUACGGGUGGCCCGCGGCCGCUCGCCACAAGACUUCGGCCAUGGCGCUCACCAAGGAGGAGGACAUUCAGAUGAUGCUGGUUUGCAAGACCCAUCUGGGCACCCGAAAUUGCGACUACCGCAUGAAGCGCUACGUCUUCCGUCGCACGGUGGACGGCAUCCACAUCAUCCAUCUCGGGAAGACUUGGGAGAAGUUGAUGGUCGCGGCCCGCGUCAUCGUGGCGAUCGAGAACCCCCUGGACAUCAUUGUCGCUUCCCAGCGCCCCUACGGCUCCCGCGCAGUGCUGAAGUUCAGCCAAUACACAGGUGCCAUGCCACUCGCGGGCCGUUGGAUGCCAGGCACAUUGACGAACCAGAUCACCCAGAAGUACCUCGAGCCACGGCUGCUGAUCGUGACCGACCCGCGCACCGACUCGCAGGCCGUGAAGGAGGCCGCAUACGCCAGCAUCCCGGUCCUCGCCCUUUGCGAUACUGAUUCCCGGCUGGAGAACGUGGACAUCUCCAUCCCCGCAAACAACAAGGGCAAAGAGUCCAUCGCGCUCCUGUACUGGCUGCUCGCCCGCGAGGUGCAGUACCUGCGCGGCACCAUCCAGCGCACGCAGCAGUGGGACGUGAUGGUCGACUCGUUCUUCUGGCGUGACCCCGAGGAGCUGGAGAGGCAGGAGGAGGAGAACCAGUUCCCCGCCCAGGAGUAUGCCGCGCCCAAGCCCGCGCCGGCCGACGACUGGCAGGGCCAGGCUGGGGGCGGGAACUGGGACGACAUGACCUCUGGCGCGCAGGGCAACUGGGAGGGCGGCGGCGGCGGUGGCGCCCAGGACGACUGGAGCGCCCCGGCGGGCCAGGCCGCGGCGACGGGGCAGCAGUGGUGAGCGGGGGGCGGGCAGCGAACUUCCGCACGGUGGCUGGGCGCGCAGGACCACCGGCGCGCGGGCACGCCUCUCCCUUCCCUCCCCUUCCAGAGGCAAGCCAUGGGAGCCCAGCCCCGGCCUCACUCCUUCCCCCGUCUUCCCGUUCUCGCCGCCAGACCUCGCCGUGGACACGUUCGCCCGUGCGUGCGCUGCUCCAAAAGCGGGGAGGGCCGACGGGGGCUGCGAAGGGCCACGCGCGCCCCAGGACGAG
Prorocentrum cordatum is the source of this 1164-nucleotide messenger RNA. The record is from the annotation of a GenBank genome assembly. NCBI's taxonomy places the organism in Eukaryota, Dinophyceae, Prorocentrales, Prorocentraceae.